Microplitis mediator is the source of this 2283-nucleotide messenger RNA. RefSeq names its product short-chain dehydrogenase/reductase family 16C member 6-like (gene firl). The record is from RefSeq and is a predicted model, not a curated record. Gene Ontology annotation, cellular component: lipid droplet. Bases 517 to 1440 code for a protein of 307 amino acids. Lineage: Eukaryota; Metazoa; Arthropoda; Insecta; Hymenoptera; Braconidae. Gene Ontology annotation, molecular function: oxidoreductase activity, acting on the CH-OH group of donors, NAD or NADP as acceptor. The transcript is spliced from 8 exons.
CUGAAACGCCGGCGACGACAGAACAAACUUAAACCUACUCUGUAAAUAUAUAUAUAUAAAAUAACAUACACUUUAUAUACUCACACGAUAUAUAUAAAACAGCACACAUUAGUCGAAUUGAGCGCGCGACUCGACAACUUUCAUUACGCUCAAACCGCGUAACAAAAUAACUUUUAAAAAGUGAAAAAAAAAAAAAAAAUUAUAAUAAUCAUUACUAUUAAACACAAUUGUUAAACUAUUCUAUCUAGCUAGAGAGCGUGAGAUUAAAAAUAUAAAUCUUAACUUUGUUUAUUAAUUUUUAUUUACUUUUUGUAUUAAUACCGAGUGCAACAACAACAACAAUAAUAAUAAUAGUCGCUAGCUUUAAAAAAUAUAAAAGAAAAGUUUUUAACAUUAGUUUAUUUCGAUCGUUAUUCAGUAUAGUGCAUUACAUGUGUGUGGUUUAUAUUUAUUUCCCAAAUAAAUUCUAGUCAAUACAAUAAAAAUAAAUAAACAGGUAUAAUUUAAAAAAUAAAAAUGGUAACUGCAUAUGAGGCAAUAUCUAUUGCAGCAGACUUGUGUCUACUUUUAAUAAAAGUUUUUUACUAUACUAUCGAAAGUACUUAUCGUUUAAUUGUACCAAUUGAAGAAAAAAGUGUUGCUGGUGAAAUAGUAUUGAUUACUGGAGCUGGGCAUGGAAUAGGACGAGAAUUAGCAUACAAAUAUGCAUCACUCGGUGCAAUUGUUGUCUGUUGGGAUCUCAAUGCCCAGAGUAAUCAAGAAACUGUCAAUGAAAUAAUGAAAUUAGGCGCUACAACUGCUUAUGCAUAUCAAUGUGACGUGUCUGAUAGAGAAGAAGUGGUCAAGGUUUCAAAUCGAGUUAAAUCUGAAGUUGGUCACCCGACAAUAUUGAUAAAUAAUGCUGGUAUUAUGCCUUGCCAAAAGUUUUUAGAUUACUCUCCUGAGACAAUUAAAAAAAUAAUGGAUAUUAAUGUUCUCGCUCAUUUUUGGAUACUACAAGAAUUUUUACCGAUUAUGAUUAAAAAUAAUUACGGUCACGUGGUUGCAUUAUGUUCAAUAGCAGGAAUGGUCGGCCUUAAAAACCUUGUACCUUAUUGCGCAUCCAAGUUCGCUGUCAGAGGUCUGAUGGAAUCAUUGAACGACGAGUUAUCUUCCGCUGAAAAUAUUCAAAAAAAUAAUAUCAAAUUUACGACAAUCUAUCCAUACAUGGUCGAUACUGGUCUCUGUAAAAAACCGCACAUGAGAUUCCCGAGUUUAAUGUCGCUAGUACCACCCAGAGAUGCUGCAGCUGUUAUAUUAACAGCACAAAGACGUAAUUAUAGGGAUGCAACUAUUCCUAGAUAUUGGAACUCGGUAAAUUGUGUUUUGAGAGUAUUCCCAGAAAAAGCUGUUAUCGCAAUAAAAGAUUUUUUGAACAGUGGUGUUGAGGCUGAUAGUUGAACUAUUUUUAAAACAAACAAACAAACAAAAAUUAUUAUAAUAAGAAAAUCUAUUAAUUUCAUUUAAAAAUGGAUAUUCGCGAUUUAAAACCAUAAAAUUUUUUAAUAAACUUUUGUACAAAUUUAUAACUCAUUUUUACAUAUAUCAGAAUUUAAAAAUUAUUAUUAUUAUUUUGUUUAACAUUUGAUGAUCUCUAUAAAUAAGAAUUUCAUUUUAUUCAAAUAGUCUAUUAAUAUGAAUAUCAAUUAAGAAAAUAUAAAAUCAAAAAUAUAUGUACAUGUAAAAUUUUUAUUGAAUAAAAAAAUAAAUCUGUAUAAUAAUAGUAAUAAUAAUAUAUUAUGAAAUUAAAAAUUAAUUGGACUAAACUGUAGAUGAUCGUAGCCUUUGAAUCCAAUUUUAUUACCAGCAAUACGGCAGGCGAAGGCAAUGGCUGCUUGUAAAAUAGUUUGAUCGAUAAAUUCAGUAUUGCUGUAUUCCGAGCUCUCGAUGUUGCGAUUUAGUGUUAUUUUUUUAUUAAUAGUAGUGUCGUUAACAUAAUUAAUAUCCGAUAAAUGAGAUGUUUGUGAGCAACUAUUGUCUUGAUUUGCUUUUUCGGUUUUACUCUUUUCAUCAUCGGUAUUGUUAACUUUAAAUUGACAGUGUUGUAAUUUAACAUGAUUCAAAUAAUGUAAUACAGCUGCUGUAAAUGUGUCUCCAGCGCCCAAUGUAUCAACUAUUUGCGUAGGAGGGAAUGCUGGUGAUUGCACUAUUGUACCAUCUGGUGAUCGUGCCAUUGCUCCUCUGUCACCCCAUGCACAUAUUAUUGUCGCUCUUUAAUUUAAAUAAAUUUAUUUUAAAACAUAA